ACUAUCUAUUGUCAUUUCUCUUGAAUACUUUGUAACAUUCGUGUCUUCACAACAUUAGAUACAAACUAUUUGGAGUUUCAUUAUGAACUCCAUCUGGAUGUGUUCGUUUGGCUAUGUUAUGCUAUGGUUAUUUCUGGCUACGGAAGCGUACGUUAUUGACGAUGAGAAACACUAUGGCAGUCUUCGUUUUGACAAAGACCAGACUAGAGAGAAUGAUGAGAUAAAUGACACGACUAGAGAGGAUGAUGAGAUAUCAUUUUCGAAGGAAGAACCGGCUGAAUACCUUUUGGUUAUACAAUUGACGAGGGACGGAAAGACGGAGACUAUCGACUUUUUCUAUAAGUAUAAAAAUGAGAAACCCAACUCCCUGAAAGACGUGAUGGAUGAAGUGAUACAUGAAAUGCUGCUAGAAAAUGUAGAUCUUGAUCAUGGCGAAGAAAGUCUUCAUGGAGAGGAACUGGAAUAUGGUGUUGAAAAAUUGCUUCGCAUACUAAACAGUGGAGAAAGCGGAGAUGACACAGGGGAAAUGCUCCACAGUGAGGGAAACGAACACGAUUUGGGGGAAAUGCUUCACAUUUGGGUAAACGGACACGAUUCGAAGGAAAUGCUUCACAGUGAGGGAAACGGACAUGGUGCGGGGGAAAUGCUCCACAAUGAUGGAAACGGACACGAUUUUGGGGAAAUGCUUCACAGUGAGGGAAACGGACACGAUUCGAAGGAAAUGCUUCACAGUGAGGGAAACGGACAUGAUGCGGGGGAAAUGCUCCACAGUGAGGGAAACGGACACGAUUUGGGGGAAAUGCUCCACAGUGAGGGAAACGUACACGAUUCGGGGGAAAUGCUCCACAGUGAGGGAAACGGACACAAUUCGGGGGAAAUGCUUCACAGUGAAAGAAAUGGGCACGAUUCAGGGGAAAUGCUUCACAGCGAGGGAAACGUACACGAUUCGGGGGAAAUGCUUCGCAGUGGGGGAAACGGGAUUGAUUCGGAAAUAGUGCUUCACAGGGAGAAGAGAGAGUCUGAUAGAAAACGUCUUUACUAUGGACGUUCCAGAAAAUGCAAUAUGACAUGGCAUCGUGCACGGAAAGCUCUAGAAUCUUGUGGAGCCGAACUGAAAACAAAGUCAACCAGAAAUGAAGCAAAACGUGCGGAAACGGAAGGAGAGGACCAUGUGGCUGAUAUAUGGGCUGGCAAGGGUGAAACUACCAAGAACGAUGAACCUGGAACAAGUCAGAAAGAAGGAAAAGAGAGAGAUGAUGAGAAAGUUACUAAAGAUAAUGAAUUAGAGAGGAAUAAAAUGUAGGGUAGUCGAAGGUUCGCAAGGAACCCACUACAACAGUAAAUCUGUAGCAGACACAUGAAGUGGGAACACUAUCAAUAGUUAUAAAGAAGCCCGUAAAUAAUUGGAUAUGCCUCUUUUUUAUGUCUCUGUGUCUAUAUUGUAAACUUCAAGAACAUCAUGAAUCAUGAUUAUUCAUUUUGAAUCUCUGUAAAAUUCUCAAAUUAAGGUAAUAAACUAAACAUUUACAGUCCAUUUAAAAUAAAAGCACUUGGAAAAGUUGUAUAUUAUCUUAACUACACUUAAUGUUUUGUAAAAUGUACAUUAAAACAACGUUUGACAUGUUUUUUUUUUCUUUUUAUUGUCGAAAGAACAAUUUCAAUCGUACAAAAUUCUUAAAGGUAAUUAAAAAGUGUAAUAUUAAUUGUCUAAAGUUUAAGAUAUAUCUUGAGCAGUUUUUACUUUAAAACCAUUUAACCAAUACAUAAUUAUAUAGGAAACAACGUUUUGUAUUUUGUCUGAAUAUGCGACAUUCUAUUUCAGUCCAUGCAGCAUUUCAUUUAUUUUGUAUUUCACUUUAUUUCUAAGGAAUUAAAAAUGAACCCUGCAAUUUACUUUAUUUUUUCUGUUACUCCUAAAGAUAAUACCACGGAGUGAUUAAAGGGAAAGGUAAAUAUACAAAUACUGUUUGUUUGUAAACUUAGUCGCCGCAUAGACACAUACUAACAGUUACUCCAGAAGACUGUUAGUAAUGUAAAUGGGCUACGCUCCGAUUCAAGGAGCUUCCUGGGUUCUUUAACGUGACAGGUGUA
Molecule: messenger RNA, 2091 nt
Organism: Mercenaria mercenaria
Lineage: Eukaryota; Metazoa; Mollusca; Bivalvia; Venerida; Veneridae
Product: filaggrin-2-like
Exons: 3
Coding region: 83-1303 (406 amino acids)
Source: RefSeq, a predicted model, not a curated record